Messenger RNA from Asterias rubens (European starfish), 1003 nucleotides. Its product is annotated as prickle planar cell polarity protein 3-A-like. The record is from RefSeq and is a predicted model, not a curated record. The transcript has 6 exons. The coding region runs from base 245 to 1003 and encodes 252 amino acids. Gene Ontology annotation, molecular function: zinc ion binding. Lineage: Eukaryota; Metazoa; Echinodermata; Asteroidea; Forcipulatida; Asteriidae.
UGCCUCUGCUUUUGGCAUGUAGCCCAGGCCCCAAGCAGCAAGUGCUCUUAACUGUUUGGAAAUGUCGGUCAGUCACACCGAAUAGAGUCGGCAGAUGAUGCUCUGGUCUCACUUGGUGAGUCUUAUUGCUAGUUGCGGGACCGCGCCGCACCGCCAGGGGAUACAAGAUUGGAUUUGGUAAUCAAAAGGAAUUAUUACUUUGUAUCGGAGUAUAGACAAGGCAUCAAACGUGGCUAAGUGCGGAAUGAAAGGACUGUUCUCCAAGAACAAGGUGUUCCCCUAUGAGGAGGUUGACAAGGGCCAGCCAUGUCUAAGCUGCGGGGAUCGAUGCCUAGGAUUUACUCCUCACAAGUGGAGGAGUACAUGUACAGCUUGUGGUUGUCAACGAGACGACCAUGACAUCAUCCAUGAUAACCUAGUGACUGUAUAUGAACGUCUAGGCAUAGAUACCAAAGACCACAAUGAAUUAGUACGUAGCAAGGAACGAGCCUUAAGUCUUGGCUACUCAUGGGUACCGCAAGGGCUUUCUCCAGCAAAGGUGGAAGACUUCAUGAAUUCCCUUCCAAACAACCAAAUCCCGAGGCUGCAUAGUGCUGGGGAGAAAUAUCGGGAUCGGCAGAUCAUCCUUCAGAUGCCUCGCCAGGACCUGUCAGAAGAUCUCUGUCGACACAUCCUGGAUGCAGCCUCCACUGAGUGCUUCUAUCAAUUCAUUGAGCUCAGAGAUGAGGUUGCCUUUUCAACAGGAAGGGUUAAAGAUUACCUUAAGGAAGAUCAGGAGUGCUUUAAAUGUGGCGGUGAGAUUGAAGCGGGUGAUAUGGGUGUCUAUGCAGACUUGUUAGAGGACGACUCGUUAUGCUGGCAUCCAUUUUGUUUUACCUGCUACUCCUGUGAUGAGCUUUUAGUAGAUUUAGCAUACUUCCAUAAAGACGGGCAUAUCUUCUGUGAACGGCACUACGCUGAGCUGGUAUUACCUCGCUGCAUCGCCUGUGACGAGAUGAAAUAG